AUGUCGACCAGUCAACACCUCCCAGCAGCCUGGCCGCCCGCCCUGUCUGCCAGCACGCUUGCCGAUCUCCAGCAAGCGGGGGCAGUCUACGCCCUGGCCAACUCGCUCGUCUUCAGGCUGCCCUCGCCCGCCGGCGUGCACGCCUUCCACGUCCCGUUCACUCUACUGCCCUCGCCGUUCCCGCGAGACCAGUUCGAAAAGGCGAAAAGGGUGCAGACGGCAUACAACCAGCUCUAUCUGAACAUCGCCACCAGCCCGGCGCUGAUCCGCGAGGUGCUAGGGACGUCGAUCGCGAAGGUGGACGGCUUCGUGGGGCGACUGUACGAGCUAUGGGAGGCGGCCGAGAAGGAGGCGGGGGAGGCUGGCGAGACGCAGGUGGGGCUGGGGAUCUUCCGGAACGACUUCCUGCUCCACCAGGCCGGCCAGGAGCCGAGUCAGCCGUUGGUGAUCAAGCAAGUCGAGUUCAAUACGGUCAGCGUGAGCUUCGGAAGCUUGGCGUCCAAGGUUUCUGGAUUACAUCGAUACAUCAUGGGCCGGCUCGAGGGCUCCCCGGCCACGAUGAGCGGGGCCCGGCAGCAGCUGCCCGCUUCGCCCAACCCAGCCCUCCAAGCGAUCUCCAAGGCGCUCGCGAUGGCCCACCAACACUACGUGGCAGUGGAAUGUCCAGCAGCGGUGCCGGUGAUCCUGAUGGUCGUGAAGCCGAACGACAACAACAUCUUCGACCAAUCGCUCAUCGAGUUCGAGCUGGAUGCGGGGGCGGAGUCGGUGCGGAUGGUCAGACUGAGUUGCCAUUCGGUGCUGGAAAAGACGCGGGUUGAUGGGGCGAGCAAGAAGCUGUUCUUGGAUGCGGGCGGGGCUGAUGGGCCGACGUGGGUGGAGGUGUCGGUGGUGUACUACCGGUCGAUGUACGGGCCGGAGGAUUUCGUGGGGGAGGCGGAGUGGCGGGGCCGGUACGAGCUGGAGCGGUCGCGGGCGAUCAACUGUCCCAGCCUGGCGAUCCAGCUUGCGGGCUGCAAGAAGUUCCAGCAGGUGCUCACGGAGCCGGGCUUUAUCGAGCGCCAUUCGGGGAUCCUGUUGGCGGACAUGACGGCGGCGAUGUGGGCGGAGAUCGGGGAGACAUGGACGGAGAUCUAUGCGCUCGAGAGCGCCGAAGGGAUGCGGAUCGCCCGGGAGGAGCCGGCCGGGUUCGUGCUCAAGCCUCAGCGCGAGGGCGGCGGGAACAACAUCUAUGGACGGGACAUCCCCGGCUUCGUCGCUGGGCUGGCGGCGAGCGAGCGGGAAAGCUACAUCCUGAUGCGGCUGAUCGAGCCGCCCCGGAAGGUGUUCAACUACCUGCUCCGCUCCGGGCCACCGCCCACCAGCACCACCCCCGCGGCUCAGCUUGAGCGGACGGAAGUGGUGUCCGAGCUGGGGAUCUAUGGCUGCUGCCUGGUGGCCGCCACGCGGGGCUCGGCCAGGCAGGUGCUGUGGAACUCCCAGGAGGGCCAUGUGCUUCGGACGAAGGACUCCUUCUCCGGCGAGGGCGGCGUGGCCAUCGGGAUCAGCUGUCUGGACUCUCCGCUGUUGUUCUAG
This is a messenger RNA of Puccinia triticina, 1572 nucleotides long. RefSeq lists its product as uncharacterized. The record is from RefSeq and is a predicted model, not a curated record. Gene Ontology annotation, cellular component: cytosol. Gene Ontology annotation, molecular function: glutathione binding; glutathione synthase activity; ATP binding. The transcript has 3 exons. The coding region runs from base 1 to 1572 and encodes 523 amino acids. Gene Ontology annotation, biological process: glutathione biosynthetic process. Lineage: Eukaryota; Fungi; Basidiomycota; Pucciniomycetes; Pucciniales; Pucciniaceae.